ACGGGCUCAAACCCGAAUGAGAUCUCCAGGACAGUGACUCGGCUCAUCACCCAUCCCAGCUAUAGCACAACUACCCAAAACAAUGACAUAGCACUGCUGCAGCUCUCCUCUUCUGUGACGUUCACUGAUUAUAUUAGGCCAGUUUGUCUGGCGGCCGCUGGUAGUGUAUUUGGUGGAGGUACUAAGAGUUGGAUCACUGGAUGGGGCAAACUCAAAUUUGCAGACACCCAGAUUCCAAACAUACUGCAGGAGGUGCAGAUACCAAUUGUAAACAACAGUGUUUGUAAUAAGGCCUACGGAGGAAUCAUUACAAGCAACAUGCUGUGCGCUGGACUAGAUGAGGGUGGAAAAGAUUCAUGUCAGGGAGACUCUGGAGGUCCAAUGGCAAAUAAGAACAAUUCCCAGUGGAUUCAGUCUGGCAUUGUGAGUUUUGGGCGAGACUGUGGAAUACCCAAGUUCCCUGGUGUUUAUACCAGAGUGUCUCAAUACCAGUCUUGGAUCAGCUCUCCAAUAAGCAGCGAUCUACCAGGAUUUGUCUCAUUCACCUCCACUGAAUCAAGCUCAGGCUCA
This is a messenger RNA of Sinocyclocheilus anshuiensis, 570 nucleotides long. RefSeq names its product mast cell tryptase-like. Gene Ontology annotation, molecular function: serine-type endopeptidase activity. Lineage: Eukaryota; Metazoa; Chordata; Actinopteri; Cypriniformes; Cyprinidae. Gene Ontology annotation, biological process: proteolysis. The transcript has 3 exons. The record is from RefSeq and is a predicted model, not a curated record. The annotation marks the transcript as partial.